GGGCGGGCGGGCGGAGGCCGCCCCGGGGCACCGCCCGGCGGGGGCGCUUCCCGCUGCGGGCAGGCGCCUGGCUGAGGGCGCCGAAAGCUUCCCGGCGGGAGUCGCCGCUCGUUGUCCGCCCGGCGCCGGCCGCCCUUCGGAGCCGCGGCUCCUUCCUGCCCCCCCCCCCCCGCAGACGCAGGUGAACCGGGCCGGGGCGGCUCGGCCGGGAGGCGUCGCCCAUGUCGGGGAGCGCGGCGGCGGCCGGCGGCUGGCGGCGGCGGCCCGAUGAGGAGUCGCUGGGCUCGGGGGAGGCGGCAGCGCGGCCGCCCACCGCCGCCUUCCCGCCGCCGCCGCUCCCGCUGCAGCCGCCCUGCGGCCCCGGCUCGUGGCCCGGAGGCGAGGGCGAGCUGAAGCCGGUGCGGCGGUUCAUCCCGGACUCGUGGAAGAACUUCUUCAGGGGGAAGCGCCAUGGCGGCUCCGACUGGGACAGCGCCGCCUCCGACGUCAAGUACGGCGCGGAGGGAGCCGAGUGCUCCCCGCCGCCCUCGCCCGCCGCCCGGCCGCCGCCUGGCUCGGCCGCCGGCUCCUCGCGGCUCGGCGGCGGCGCGGCGCGGGCCGAAGGCGCGGCCAUGCUGCCCGGCGAGGCCGGCGGCUCCCUCGAGCGCCGCGCCUGCUCCGCGCGCGCCUACAGCGAGGCGGCGGCCGCCUACGCGCUGCGGUACGGCUACAUGAAGUCGUGGGCCGGGCUGCUGCGCAUCCUCUGCGUCGCCGAGCUGCUGCUGGGCGCCGCCGUGUUCGCCUGCGUCUCGGCCUACGUCCACAAGGACAACGAGUGGUACAACAUGUUCGGGUACUCACAGCCGUACGGUCUCGGGGCGGGCAGUGCCUACGGCGGGUACUCGUACAGCGGGCCCAAGACGCCCUUCGUGCUGGUGGCGGCGGGCGCCGCGUGGGUGGUCACCGUGGCGCUGCUGGUGCUCGGCAUGUCCAUGUACUACCGCACCAUCCUGCUGGACUCGCACUGGUGGCCCCUGACCGAGUUCGGGAUCAACGUGGCCUUGUUCUUCCUCUACAUGGCGGCCGCCAUCGUCUACGUGAACGAUAUUAAUCGCGGGGGACUCUGCUAUUAUGCACUGUUCAAGACGCCGAUCAACGCGUCGUUUUGCCGGGUGGAAGGAGGCCAGACGGCCGCGAUGAUCUUCCUGUUCGUCGCAGUGCUGGUCUACUUGAUCAGCGCCAUGGUUUGUCUGAAGUUGUGGAGACACGAAGCAGCCAGGAGGCACCGAGAGCUGCUGGAACAGGAGAUGAAAACACAGUCGUCUUUACCAGAAAAUAAGUACGGAAGUGUCGACAGACCGAGAGAAGAGAUCACUUACAGGCAGCUUAAAUCAGUGGAAGGGAAACCUGAGCAACUUAAUGGUCAUAUACCUGCAGGCCACAUUCCUAAACCUAUAGUGAUGCCAGACUACUUAGCGAAAUACCCAGCAAUUCAAACAAAUGAAAUGCGAGACCGAUACAAAGCGGUAUUCAAUGAUCAGUUUGCUGAAUAUAAAGAACUGUCAGGGGAAGUUCAUGCUGUAUUAAAGAAGUUUGAUGAGCUGGAUGCAUUGAUGAGAAAACUGCCUUAUACUCCUGGAAGCAUACAUGAAGAGGAAAGGAUAUCAAGAGUUUUGCAAGAAUACAAGAAGAAAAAAAAUGAUCCUGCAUUUCUGGAGAAAAAGGAGCGUUGUGAAUACCUGAAGAAUAAGCUUUCUCACAUAAAACAACGAAUUCAGGACUAUGAUAAAGUUAUGAAUUGGAAUGUAAAAGUUUAGCAUUGCCUUGACUAUGGGGAUACUGUUUUAUAUUUUUUUAAAUAGAAAUGUGUUUUUUUAAAUAUUUAUUUACUCUCAGAAUUUCCUGUGGGGAAAACAAUUACUUUCUUAAUCACUUUGUCACUUACUUAGAUACUGUGUAUUUCUGGUAGGUUUUGCAUACAGAUCUAAUUUUAAAUCAAUAUAAUGAGGUUACCAGGUGAAUUUAGAAAAUCUGUGUUAACAUUCUGCCUUUAUUAGACAGUGCACAGCCAGUCCUCUUACAUAUGCAUACUUUUCUAUUUGCAAGUAUUGCAUUAUUGUCUACCAGAGAAAGCAGUUCUAAAUACCAUGUCAAAAAUGUGCACACAAGUGCUGUAACAAUUUCAGACUUUAUAUAUAGGCCUUACAAUAUCAAAAAAGAGUUGAGUGAUGUUACUGGCUGGGGUUUGGGUAAAGUACUUAAUUAUUUUGAGUAGUUUUGACAAAUCAGAAAUGAGUUUAAUAAGACUAUUUGCAUCUUCAUAUGGUCUGCUGUAUGUGAGAAAUUAUUGAGAAUUUUACUUAACAAGAGGUACAAAGUAAGUUUCUAUUUAAGCAAGGAUAGCACGGUGGGUUUUUCGUCUUCAUUGUUUGUUUUUGUUUUUAAUGCACCCUUGUAGAGAUGAUACAAUGAAUUUAUAUAUGAUCUUAAAGGAAUAGAGAUGCAGGAUUAGGUGCACUAGUAUUGCCAAAGACUGGUGUGCUCUGCAUACUUUUUUGGAUCAUCUUAGCGGGAAUCUGUGGGCCUAAAAGAAAAAUGGUUUUUCUUUGUGAGCAAGGAACAGGACUUUUGUUUAGGACAGUUUUAAGAUUACCUAAUUGAAGCUGAUUGUGAACUCAGAGAUUAAGUAGAACAAAAUUAAUUCCCAAUUCAAGUACCAAUAAAGGAUCUUCUAUAAGGCAAGGUAAAAUGUGUUGUUGAUAGAUAUGCUUUCUAGAGAUUCUGUAAAAAUUUGUGUAAUAUAUCUUGGGAUAAGUAGGUUUGCAUGUGCAAAUGUUCUCAUAGAUAAGGAAAAUUUCUUUUUACAUCAUUUUUCAUAUCUUUAUAUUGACACUUUUUUACGUAUUAAAAUGGAAGAAUUGAUAGCCGUUUCUUUGUAUAGUUUUCUACAACUGCUGUUUUACUGGAUAUUUUGUUCUGAAAUAUAUUUUAAUUUCAAAAAAAAUCCUAAGCAUACCCAUGUUGUUCUCUUUGUUUUUGAAAGCAUUUUAUUAGGAAAAAGUGUUGAUAAAGGUUACUUCAAGAC
Molecule: messenger RNA, 3064 nt
Organism: Dromaius novaehollandiae (emu)
Lineage: Eukaryota; Metazoa; Chordata; Aves; Casuariiformes; Dromaiidae
Product: MARVEL domain-containing protein 2
Exons: 6
Coding region: 222-1796 (524 amino acids)
Biological process (GO): bicellular tight junction assembly
Cellular component (GO): bicellular tight junction; cytoplasmic vesicle; apical plasma membrane
Source: RefSeq, a predicted model, not a curated record